This is a messenger RNA of Candoia aspera, 3564 nucleotides long. It is a transcript of the gene FGGY, whose product is annotated as FGGY carbohydrate kinase domain containing. The transcript has 16 exons. Gene Ontology annotation, molecular function: D-ribulokinase activity. The record is from RefSeq and is a predicted model, not a curated record. The coding region runs from base 187 to 1851 and encodes 554 amino acids. Gene Ontology annotation, biological process: carbohydrate phosphorylation; pentose metabolic process. Gene Ontology annotation, cellular component: cytoplasm. Lineage: Eukaryota; Metazoa; Chordata; Lepidosauria; Squamata; Candoiidae.
UUACAAAGGUCCUCCUGCCAAGGGAAGAAAAUGAGUGCGGCUUUUUUCCGGUAACGGCGGCUCCCGACAGAGAAGGCCGGAAAUUGCCCUGUCAGGAGCCCGGUGGUUGCUAAAGCGCGUGCUGUUCGCUGCUUGACCACUGCUUGCUAAGAUCGUGUUUCACUUUCGGGCAAAAGCCUGCUCAAAAUGCAAAGUGAGAACCUGGAACCAGUAAAUUACUACGUUGGAAUUGAUGUUGGCACAGCAAGUGUCCGUGCGGCUUUGGUAGACCAGUUUGGCACGAUAGUGGCUUAUGCAGACAAGCCAAUUCAAAUUUGGGCACCACAACCUGAUUAUUAUGAACAAUCCUCUGAUGACAUCUGGGCAGCUUGUUGUAUAGUCACAAAGAAAAUUACCCAAGGAAUAGAUAUUUCCCAGAUUCGAGGACUUGGCUUUGAUGCUACCUGUUCCCUUGUUGUUUUGGAUAGCCAUUUUCAUCCUUUGGCAGUCAACUCUGAAGGAGAACACAGAAGAAACAUCAUCAUGUGGAUGGACCAUCGUGCAGCAAAUCAAGUAGCACACAUCAAUGAGAUGCAGCAUAAUGUGUUGUGCUUUGUUGGUGGUGUGAUGUCAGUUGAGAUGCAGCCACCUAAAUUGCUAUGGAUGAAAGAAAAUUUGCGAGAGUCUUGCUGGCAAAAGGCAGGGUACUUCUUUGAUCUUCCGGAUUUCUUAUCAUGGAAGGCAACAGGUGCUACAGCAAGAUCUUUGUGUACACUUGUAUGUAAAUGGACAUACUCUUCAGAAAAUGGCUGGGAUGAUAGUUUUUGGAAGUUGAUUGGAUUAGAAGAUCUGGUGGCAAAUAAAUAUUCAAAAAUAGGAAAUGAAGUUCUCCCUCCAGGAACUCCAGUUGGAAACGGAUUAACAUCAGAAGCUGCAAAAGAUCUUGGCCUUUCUAAGGGAAUUGCUGUAGCCGCCUCUCUUAUUGAUGCACAUGCUGGAGGACUAGGCAUGAUUGGAGCCAAUGUGAAAGGACUUAACUUGCCCUGUGAAAAUCAGCCAAUUACUUCCCGAUUGGCUAUAAUAUGUGGGACAUCAUCAUGCCACAUGGCGGUUAGCAAGUUCCCUAUAUUUGUCCCUGGUGUUUGGGGACCUUAUUAUUCAGCAAUGGUGCCAGGAUUGUGGCUAAAUGAAGGAGGUCAAAGUGUAACAGGGAAACUGAUAGAGCAUAUUGUCCAAGGACAUGCUGCAUUCCCAGAACUUCAAACAAAAUCUGCAGCCAGAGCUCAAAGUAUAUAUACAUACUUGAAUGGUCACCUGGAUCUGAUUAAGAAAUCUUUGCCUGUGGGUUUCCUCACUGUUGAUUUACAUGUUUGGCCAGAUUUCCAUGGCAACCGAUCUCCCCUUGCAGAUUUGACUCUAAAGGGCAUGGUAGUGGGACUGACAUUAUCUCAAAGUCUUGAUGACCUUGCUCUUAUUUAUCUAGCUACAAUUCAAGCCAUUGCGUUGGGAACCAGACAUAUUGUAGAAACAAUGCAAGUCGCAGGGCAUCAAAUCAACACUCUGUUUAUGUGUGGUGGUCUGAGCAAGAACCCUCUCUUUGUCCAAAUGCAUGCAGACAUAGUUGGCAUGCCUGUUGUCCUGGCCCAAGAAAUGGAGUCUGUGCUAAUGGGUGCUGCUAUUCUUGGAGCCUGUGCUUCUAAAGAUUUUGCUUCCCUGCAGGAUGCUAUGGAGAAAAUGGAGAAAAUUGGACGAAUUGUGUUGCCAAACCACAAGGAUAAAAGAUUUUAUGACAAGAAAUACCAAGUGUUUCUAAAACUUGCAGAAGAUCAGAGAGACUAUAAAUCCAUCAUGCAGAAUGCACAGUCAGCAUAAAGAAGAAUCACCUUUGGAGGUCUGAUUGAUUCCAUUGACUUUCCUGAUUAUUUUAGCUAUUUACACUGAUAAGAAACAUUGCAGUAAGAAUAAAAAUACUUAAUAACCUAUUGAAUAUGAAUGGAGAUGCAUUUUAUUAAGGUGAUAAUCAUGGUACAAACUUAUCAAAUCUACAUUUCCUGAAUCAGUGUAUCAACCAGAAAUGCAGUUAGCAUUCAGUGUUCACCCUUCCAAGAACUGUAUAGUCCAAUUUGUUAAAAAGCUUGCUAAAAUAUGUACAUUAGGCGAAAGUGUAUAAAAAGUGGUAUAUUAGAUAAAAUAUGCAAAAAAACUGCAUGUCAUCUCCCAUGCAUUUUUAAAAUUUGCAAACUGAUAUGAAAAUAAAAUAAAACAAACUAAAGUUUGGAAAAGAAAAGACAACAUUAUAAAUUUACCUUUGUUGCUCAGGCUUUCCAUUUAAUGCCAAAAACUAAAUUGGAGGAAAGGUUUGUUCUUGUUGUUUAUUGUUGCUCCCAUUAAUAAAAUAAAGAGUCAUAGUGUGAUGCUAUGAGAACCAAGAGCUAGGAAGACAUACCACCCAAUGAACUCUGUAGAGCAGAGUUGGAUGAAAUUUUACACCAUAUCUUUUUCUACUCACAACCAGUGUGAUUUUAAAUAUGUCUUAAAACAUAUUUGUCUGCCCUUCGAGGUAGAUCAAGUCUGGAAACAUACUCCACAAUAAUGUUGGACUCUACUUUAUAGAUAUAUGCUAGAGUAACAGAAUCUUAAAAACUUGGCUGUGUUUUCCUAUGCAUCUCUCUUAUACCCCAGGAAAUUAAGGCAGAAUCUGUUUGAUGUUGUCUAAUGUUGUCCUUACUUCCUGGGCUAAAUAAAUGCAUAGUUUCUCCAAGGUGAAUUCUGUGGCUCUCUACAGUAUUGCUGUUAAUGUUCUUAUCAAAAUUAAUACAGAUCAUUCAUACAUUUUUUCAGUAUAAUACUCUAUUCAGUUAUUUUAGCUGAUCAAUUAAUCUGAAGUUUGCUCAAUUACUCAAGUCUCUAUGAGAUAAACAUAAAAUUUUAAGGGCACAUCCAAUAAAUUCCUCUGCUCCAGCUCAUAAUCUCCUGAGUUUCUCAUUAUUGUUAUCUACAUAAUGUCUUUUCUGUAUAUGGUCUGUUGCCUAUACAUUUUUAAUUCUCCACCAGAAAGGAAUAAUACAUUAUUUAGAUAACAUCUUACAAUUUGUUUCAAAUAAUUAGAUCUCUUUUACACUGAGCAGUCCAAAACAUAUUCCAGAAUAUUCACUUUGUAGCACCAGCUUGGGAUAAAAUGAAGCAAAGUUGCAUCAGAAUUGGCUGAUGAAGAAGAAGAAUUAAUAAUGACUACCUGAGAGAUUUUGAUUUAUAUAAAUAGUUUAUGUUCCCCUGCAACAUUGUUUCUCAAAACUAGCUUUCUUGCUUUGGAUUUGCUAAUCUAUUAUUACAGUAUGUAAUUCAGAGUGAUUUUUACAAAAAUCCUGGUGUAUAUAUGAUAUAAAAAGAAAUAAUGCAACUCCCAGAACACUGUAAAGAAUAUGAUAUUCAUAGAAGUAUACAUAUAAUAUUUAUAUUUAGAUAAAUACAAAUUUAUGCACAACUAUUGUAUAAACAGCUUGUGUUGCGAAGUGAUUCCAUGAGAGUCACAACACAAAAUGAUUGUACUGGUUACCUAUAAAGUGCACUCAGAGUGUUCUUUCA